AUGCAACCUCUCUUCGACGGCGACGACAGACAGAAAAGGCUAAUCAAUCUCGGUGGUGCCUCCACAGUUGCUUCACAUGAUGAUGUCCUUCAAAACGCAAGGGCAGGACGCAAUGAGCGCCUACAGCAACGCCGCAGCGAAGAGGCGGCCAUCACUAUUCAGUCCCUUUGGCGAGGCCAUGUUACAAGAAGGAGAGUCAGAGCAGAGUUAGCUAGCAGAUUUGAUUCAGAUCCGUCGAGCAUCGACGCGAUGAGAUGCCUCGUAUUGCUCAAAGAUGAUGAAGAAAGAUUGUGUAUUUGGUCUGAGCACAUUGUCAGUGAUGGGCAGGCUGAGCUAGCAUCUGGGCCUGAACAAGGCAGCUGGCUCGUGCUGGUUUGCCAACUUGCUGUUCAGCUACUACGAUCUGUCUCACGCGAUUCGAGUUCUCAAUAUGCAAAUACCCAUCUCACUUUAAUCAACGGACUUCUAGACCCUUCACUCGCGCAAUCCCGUACUAUAAUGUUUUACUUGUCGCAACAUAACUAUUAUCCCAUUCUAAAAGAUGCGGUCGAAAGAAUCAAUAUAGACGCGAGAAAGACGUCGUCUGCGCUUCCGCUGCUCGUCCCCUUGUUCACGGCACCAUUCAAUCUGGCUUCCGGAGAUUCCAAGCUCUAUUCAACAUAUUUCGCAGAGACAGCAAGAUACAUUCUCACCAUUCCACUUCUUCUGUACAGACUUCCCCUGCAAUCACUUUCGGCAUUUUCUGCACGUCUUCCACUUCAUGAGAUCCACCUUCUUAAUCCGAAUAUUGGAAGCCUCACAGCAAUGCCACUGAAGGACAGGUUACAUUUGCUCGCGAACCUCUCAGCACUUAUGCCUCCACGAUAUAAGUUUCUGAAAACUGCGCAGCCAUUAGAAACCUUUUUGAAGCUCCUUUCCUCGCUUCUCUCGGGCUUGCCCGCUCAUGCAUUUGAAGCACCCGCUUCGGAUGCAGCACAAAGCUCUUGGGCGCAUGAUGAAGAUUCAGACGAUGAAGAGAUGCAGCCAGCAGCUGGUCCUUCUUCAGCACCAAAGCAACCACCAAAAGAGAUGCUCGAAGUUGACUCGAAGACUCGGACGCGACUAAGUACAUUAGGAUCUCAUGAGCACGUUUGUGCACUCAUUGCUGCAAGUGUAUCGUUUCCCUCAACAAGGCUGGCACUAUAUGCAUUCUUCAUGGCAUUGUAUACCGUCUGGCCUACCUCGAGACUGGAUAUUUUGUCGAGCGUCCUCGGUAGUGCAGGAGGUGGACUCGUACGAGAAUUAUACCGCGGUUACGUUCGUGGCUCUCCUCUAGCCAAGGAAGGAGACGAUAACGUGCGUACACUCACUGAUCCGACACACGGGAACGAUUGGCUCCCGCUUUUGUUCUUGACGGAUAUUUAUACUCAAGCACUGCUUACGAUGGGAGAUGACGAGUUUUUUGCUUCACGGAUGUCGGCUGCUUCUACGACUUCAAAAGCCGUAUAUCGCAAUCCACUGACUGUUGACGAGGUUGUGUCGUUCUCUCGUCAGCUCAUGAACAUUGCGUUUACGUUGUACUGGAAUGAGUCAGCAGUCUCUGAAGGAACUGCGCCUGGGACACCCGUUGCUUGGGAGAUUGUGCGAGACAAGAUGACAAAGCUAUUACAGGCUAUACAUGCCCGAGACUCGAGAAGACCUUUCACGCCUCAAAAUCAUUGGCUGUGCUCAUCACAGAUUGACCUCAAUUCGUUCAUUGAAGCGGCGGUGAGCGAAGACCAAACACUCUCUGCCUCUGGUAAUACGUUCUCUCAUCGCGGUGGACGUGCCACGAACAAACGACUCCUUACGCACCUCUCGCCACGCCUGGGUAUAUUAAACAACAUUCCGUUUGCGAUCCCGUUUGAGACACGCGUGGAAAUAUUCCGCACGUUUGUUAGGGCCGAUAUGAUUGCAUUUGCGGGAAGUACGUCGCGUUAUGAGCGUGCUCACAUGGCUUCCCGGGCACGCGUGGUAGUGCAUCGAGGGAAUGUUGCUGCUGAUGGUUUUGAUAAGCUCGCGAAUAUGAACUUGAAGGGCCUCAUUGAGAUUCAAUUUGUUGAUCAGUUCGGGAAUACAGAAGCUGGGAUAGAUGGUGGAGGUGUAUUCAAGGAAUUCUUCACGUCUCUUUGCAAAGAGGUAUUCGACACCGACCGCGGGCUGUGGCUGGCAACAAAACAGAAUGAACUGUAUCCGAAUCCACAUUCGUACGCAAAAGAACCUCAUAGCUUGGAGUGGUACCGAUUCAUCGGGCGAAUAUUGGGUAAGGCAUUAUACGAAGGUAUUCUCGUUGACGUUGCCUUUGCCGGAUUCUUCCUUGCGAAGUGGUUAGGGAAACAAAGCUACUUGGAUGACCUCGCUUCACUUGACCCAGAGCUGUACCAAGGCCUUCUGUUCUUAAAAAACUACGACGACAAUCCGCAAGACCUAUCGCUGACAUUUGCAGUGAGUGAAGAGGAAUUCGGUGCUGCAAAGACAAGAGAACUAAUCCCUAAUGGAAGCAACACACCUGUGACGAAGGAGAAUCGCUUACCAUACAUCUAUCUAAUGUGCCACUACCACUUGUCAAAAAAGAUUCGGUCACAGAGUGAAGCUUUCUUUGAAGGACUUUCAGAAAUGAUUGACCCGAAGUGGAUUCGAAUGUUCAACCAGCAGGAACUACAAAUUCUGAUUGGAGGCGUAAACGCACCGAUUGACCUUGAUGACUUACGGAAAAACACGAAUUACGGAGGCUUCAAGGAUGAUGAUCCAGUCAUCGAAGCAUUCUGGAGGGUUGUUAGCUCGUUCGAUCAGGAACAGCGUAGGAUGCUUCUCCGAUUUGUGACGAGCUGUAGUCGACCACCGCUUCUAGGAUUCAAAGAACUUCAACCGCUUUUCUCCAUCCGUCGUGCUAGCGAAGACCAAAGCCGACUUCCUACAGCCAGUACAUGUGUCAAUCUCCUCAAGCUACCUGCAUACCAAGACGAGCGAGUAAUGAAGUCCAAGCUCCUCCAAGCUAUUUCUUCUGGUGCAGGCUUCGACUUGUCCUAGAGUAAUAUUACAUAGUUGUUGCAGAGUGUUGUGUGAAAAAUUGUUUUGUAAUGUAAUGUCUUGAAGCG
Fomitiporia mediterranea MF3/22 is the source of this 3116-nucleotide messenger RNA. Its product is annotated as HECT-domain-containing protein. Gene Ontology annotation, biological process: protein polyubiquitination; ubiquitin-dependent protein catabolic process. Gene Ontology annotation, molecular function: protein binding; ubiquitin protein ligase activity. NCBI's taxonomy places the organism in Eukaryota, Fungi, Basidiomycota, Agaricomycetes, Hymenochaetales, Hymenochaetaceae. The coding region runs from base 1 to 3048 and encodes 1015 amino acids. The transcript is spliced from 14 exons. The record is from RefSeq and is a predicted model, not a curated record.